AUGUCGAAUAUGAGAGAAUUGGAUCUGAAGGACUGCCGCAACCUCGACGAUAUUCCAGGCUUGGAAGACUCGUCAAAAUUCACGGAAACGAUUCAUAUGGAAGGCUGCACCAAUCUCAGUGCUCGGUUUAGGAAGAACAUACUAGAGCGAUGGGCCGUGAGCGGAGGGGGUGGCCUUUUCUUCUCUGGAAAUGAUAUUCCUGUCAAUGAGGAUGAAAUUGUCUAUAUCGAUGUGCCGUAUUCUGACAUAGGUGCCUUGACUCUGUGUAUCAUUUAUUCCUCAGACGACUCGCAGUCUAGUGGGAGACUUUCUUUGACUGUUACAAAUCGUACCCAGCGCACUGUGUUUUCCAUAUUUCCAAGGACUGUCUCCGGAGUGACUCCCCAUGAAGAUUAUCUCUGGCUUGGACGUAUACCAAACAAUGGGCUCAAUCUGAAAGGCGGGGACAAGGUUCAUGCUCGCGCAGAAUUUUUAAGAGAAGAGGGCAAGAAGCAUUUGAAGUAUUUCAAACUUGUUGGUAAAUCUUCACGCUUGGAAAUGCCAUUGAGGAUAGCUUACACGUGGCAUCAGCUGCCUUCAACAGUGGCUAACGGCUGGGGUCCAUCUUGGGCUUCAUUUUCACGUUGGCUGCUCGCUCAGCAUCGGAUAGUCGGCUCCACCAUUUUGAGUGCGACUGGAAUCUCGGGCUAUAUUCCGCUUUAUCUUGGGUUUGGGGGAAAUUUUGAUCUGGCCGAGAAAAACCCAUGCGGGAUAGGCGGCAAACUGGCUGGGGCAGGAGACAAUAAGCCUGGAAAGUGA
Prunus armeniaca (apricot) is the source of this 798-nucleotide messenger RNA. The record is from the annotation of a GenBank genome assembly. NCBI's taxonomy places the organism in Eukaryota, Viridiplantae, Streptophyta, Magnoliopsida, Rosales, Rosaceae.